AUUUCAGACCAAAAAAAGCUUUUCUCUGUUUCCCUCACUUCCUCUCCUUCUUUCCUUCUUUCUAUCUCUAAAUUUUUUAGAAAAUGAGGUGCGGGGAGCUUUUGAUACGAAGCUACGACUCCCAUAUAGAUAGAGCUCGAGUGGAAGAUCUCGAGAGGCGAUGCGAGGUAGGGCCAGCCCAGCGAGUGUUUCUCUUCACAGACACUUUGGGUGACCCCAUUUGCAGAAUCCGAAAUAGUCCCAUGUACAUCAUGCUGGUAGCAGAGCUGGAUAACGAGCUGGUUGGUGUCAUUCAAGGCACCAUAAAGCUCGUGACGUUGCAUAACCUAACGAAGGUGGGAUAUGCCUUGGGUCUAAGGGUUGCACCACUGCACCGACGGAGAGGGAUUGGGUUGAGGCUGGUGCUGAAGCUAGAAGAAUGGUUCAUUGGAAACGACGUUGAUUAUGCUUACAUGGCCACGGCGAAGGAUAAUGAGGCCUCCGUUAGCCUCUUCAUGAAGUUAGGAUACGUUAAUUUCCGAACUCCAGCCAUUCUCGUUAAUCCGGUUAGCCACCGAAUGUACCAUAGCUCAUCAACGGUUGAGAUUAAAAAAUUAAUGGCAGAGGAAGCAGAGGUGGUCUACCGCAGAUUUAUGUCCUCAAUGGAGUUCUUUCCGGAUGAUAUAGAUAGUAUUUUGAGGUGCAAGCUGAAUUUGGGGACGUGGGUGGCUUAUCCAAGGGGGGAAUCAUGGGAUUAUUCAAAUGGACAGUUUCCGAGUAGUUGGGCAAUGCUAAGUGUAUGGAACAGUGGGGAGCUUUUCAAAUUGAGAUUAGAAAAGGCACCAAUUUCUUGCUUCAUUUACACGAAGAGUUCUAGAUUAAUGGCUAAGUUGGUUCCAAGCUGCUUCAAGCUACGGGACAUGCCGGAUUUUUUCCAUCCAUUCGGGUUCUUCUUUGUGUACGGAUUGCACCGGGAAGGCCAGGCGUCCGGGAAGCUGAUGCGUACCCUAUGCAAAUUUGUGCACAACCUUGCUAUAAAGUCGUCUGAGGACUGUAAGGUUAUUGUUACCGAAGUCGGAGGAGGUGAUAGAGUGAAACUUCACAUCCCACACUGGGAAUUUCUCUCCUGUCCGGCAGAUCUGUGGUGCAUAAAAUCCUUGAAAAAUGAAGAGGGAACCCAACAUGUCAAUGAUUUGACCAAAGCCCCACCAAGGACACUUUUUGUAGACCCAAGAGAGGUCUAAUGUCUUAAGUUCAUACAUACCCUUUACGGCCGCCUCGCCUCGAUAGU
Rubroshorea leprosula is the source of this 1270-nucleotide messenger RNA. The record is from the annotation of a GenBank genome assembly. NCBI's taxonomy places the organism in Eukaryota, Viridiplantae, Streptophyta, Magnoliopsida, Malvales, Dipterocarpaceae.